Molecule: messenger RNA, 225 nt
Organism: Closterium sp. Naga37s-1
Lineage: Eukaryota; Viridiplantae; Streptophyta; Zygnematophyceae; Desmidiales; Closteriaceae
Source: the annotation of a GenBank genome assembly
AUGACAAGCCACAACGUCGGUGCGCUUUUGGUGAUGAGGCCAGACACGAGCGGGACGAUCGCGGGAAUUGUUACUGAAAGAGAUUACCUCCGGAAAAUCAUUGUACAGGGUCGGUCUUCGAAGACCACAAAAGUUGGCGACAUCAUGACUGACGAGAAUAAGCUUAUCACUCUCACACCGGAGACACGGCUGCUCAAGGCCAUGGAGAUCAUGUCGGGUGAGUAA